Molecule: messenger RNA, 2837 nt
Organism: Thunnus maccoyii (southern bluefin tuna)
Lineage: Eukaryota; Metazoa; Chordata; Actinopteri; Scombriformes; Scombridae
Product: complement factor B-like
Exons: 18
Coding region: 145-2433 (762 amino acids)
Biological process (GO): proteolysis; complement activation
Cellular component (GO): extracellular region
Molecular function (GO): serine-type endopeptidase activity
Source: RefSeq, a predicted model, not a curated record
UUGAUCUGCCUUUGUUUGUCAUGGAGUUAAUAAGUAGCAGGAUGGUCUUAGGUUGUCUGAAACAUCACUGUCCGUUUUGAAAUAAAUGUACGACUCCAGUGAAAUCCUCUCAUUUUUGUAUUGUUCCCCAGUUUAAGGUUCAACAUGGGAUUUUCUGUCCACUGGAUUUGGUUCACUGCUCUUUCAUGUCUCCUCUGCAUGGGUGGUGAAGUUUGGUGUGAUUGCACAGAGGCGAAUAUAGAAAUUGAGGGAGGUAAUUACACACUGACCAAGAAUCUGAGUGUAGGCAGCAUGUUGGUCUACCAUUGUCCUGAGGGCUACUAUCCAUACCCUGCUUUGAUCCGUCUGUGUCAGCUCGAUAGCAGCUGGAGACCAGCACCCAAACGUUUUCGUAAACAGAGAUGCAAGAUGGUUGAAUGCCCAGACCCUAAUGUGCUGGAGAAUGGAAACGUGUCCCCUCCUCAGGAGAGGUACUUUGUGGGCAAUGAGACCACGUAUGAGUGCUACUCUGGAUACAAACUACGUGGCUCAUUCAGACGUGUUUGCUUAUCAAACACGAAGUGGAGCGGCUCCACUCCCAUCUGUAGCCGUGAUGCAGGAGAUAAUUGUGCUGAUCCUGGCAUCCCACCUGGUGCCUUAAGAACAGGGAAUGUGUUUGAUGUUGGUGACAAAGUGAAAUACAGCUGCAAUGGCAAUCUUUUUCUGGUGGGGUCGAGCGAAAGAGUGUGUCUGGAGAGUGGCCAGUGGACUGGCCAAGAACCAGCAUGCUACUACAGACACACCUAUGACACUUCACAAGAGGUAUCAGAGGCAUUUGGCAGUGCAAUCAAAGGCAGCCUCACCACUUAUGAGCCAACAGUUGACACACAGGAGGGGAGAAAAAUCAGGAUUUCAAAAACUGGGACACUAAACAUCUACAUCGCUGUGGAUAUUUCCGAGAGCAUCCAAGAGGAAUACAUCCAAAAUGCAACAAAUGUUACAAAAUCACUUAUUUCAAAGAUUUCAUCUUUUAGCGUGACUCCAAACUAUGAGGUCCUCUUUUUCUCCUCUCAAGUAUUUAGACUUUCCAGAAUUUUGGAUUUCAUGGAUGGUAGAGAAACACUAAGCACUCUGAUGACUAAAUUGGACAAUUUUACAGAAACCAUCAAAGACAGAGACACUGCUGGAACAAAUCUGAACGAAGUCUUUAUAACCUUCCUGGAAGACAUGGCUUUGGUAAAGCAACGAGUUAAAGAUGAAGGUUUUAAGGAACAUCGUCACGUCCUCAUCGUUUUUACAGAUGGUGGUUAUAAUAUGGGUGGUUCACCUGAACCAACUGUGAGAAAAAUAAAGAACAUGGUGUACAUGAACCACAUUCAGGGCAUUCAAUCACGAGAAGACUAUCUGGACAUUUACAUUUUUGCCAUUGGAGAUGAGAUCCUUGAUGAUGAGCUGAAGCCCCUCGCAACAGGGACUGGUGGCAGGCAUUACUUCAGAAUGCAAAAUGACUUAAUAAACUUGAAGGAAGCCUUUGAUGAAAUAAUUGAUGCAGACGAAGUUUUGGGCAUGUGUGGUCUUUACAAUUCAACAACUGUAGGAAGUGAAAGGGACCAGAGGAAAAGGUUUCCAUGGGUAGUAUUCAUUACUAUCAAGAAUGAGGGAACUUUCACAAAUUGCCUUGGCUCUCUUGUGACCAAAGAGUUUGUCUUGACUGCUGCUCACUGCUUCAAAUUUGGAGAUAGGGAGGAGCACAUCAAGGUUGAGAUUGAUGAUCAAGCUAGAAGGGUUAAAAAAAUCAAGUUACACCCAAAAUUCAAUAUCACGGCUAAAGAGGAUGAAGGCGUGCCGGAGUUCUAUGACUAUGAUGUGGCUCUCCUUCAACUGGAGGAAUAUGUUGACUUCUCUUAUUAUAUCAGACCUGUUUGCAUACCUUGCACCCAGGAGACCAGUGAUGCUCUAAGACUGGUUGGUAAUUCCACCUGCAAGGACCAAGAGGAUCUCCUGUUUAAGAAUCAUAUUGAAGAACUCUAUUUCCUGACAAAGUCAAGAAGCCUGGUAAAGGAAAAAACUGUCCGCGCUAAGGUCGGCGAUAAUAGAGGUGAAUGCAUCAGCCAUGCGAUAAAGGCACCAGGUAUAACAACGAAAAAUCCAGAGGUUGCUGUGACUGAUAACUUCCUGUGCACUGGUGGUCAGUUUCCUCAGGUAGAUCAUAUAGCAUGUACAGGUGACUCUGGAGGUGCUGUGGUCAAAGACUAUCUCGUGUAUCGCACAAUACAGGUUGCAGUGGUCAGCUGGGGAACCAAGAAUCUUUGCAAGUCAGGCAGUCAGACAAAGUCAGACGCCACUUCCAGAGAUUUCCAUAUUAAUCUUUUCAAAGUUGUACCUUUCCUCAAAUCAGUCCUUGGAGAUGACACCCAGGAUGAGUACUCAUCACUUAAGUUUUUGAACAGCUAAAUACAUUUCCUCUGAUUUGUUUAAGCAUUUCAGUAACGUGAUUUGUGUAGACUGUGUGUUUAAAAACUGUAUGUUAUUUUUUGCUGAUUGAUGCAUGGAUGAUUGGAUUCAAUCAAUGACUCAUUCAAUCAGACUGUGAGUUCACAAUGGAAAACACAAAUGUCUCAUCAGUAGCACACAUUGACAAUAAAUUUGGCAUCACUCAUUCUCAAAAUCCACAACUACAGUGAUUUGAGUGUUCAAUCAGUAUGUACAGAAGUUAAUAAAUGAGCAUUAAUCUGUAUCUUGAUGCAAAUGGUUAAGUUGAGUUAGCCAUAUGACGGUAUAUAGGGUGAGAUGAUAUAAAUUUUAGAUUCACUAUUUGUUCAUUUAUGGCUUUUCUGUAUGGAGUAUUUAUGAUUUGU